UGCAGAGGUAGAAACAGUGUGGUGGGGAGGCACUUUGUUACAGUUCUAGGGUAAAAAAUAACGAAUAAAAAGAAUACAGGAAAGCAGUACGGUAUUUCAGAAGGCUGUGGGAUGUCAGUGAAACAAAACCAAGGUAGGGCACAGCAUUGCGUGUCAAAACAAACAAGAAGUCAAUCUGUUUCAGUGACUCCAUUGUAAAGCCUGUAACCUUGCUGCAUCGGAUUCACUUCACCCAGAACAAAGCUCUGUCACCGCGACGCUUUGUCCCCUCCUGUCUGCAGAAGAAACCGAACAUUUGCGCUGUCUACAUUAUGCAGAGAAAGAGGCCACACGCUGACGUAUCAGAUUUAGAAAGAAGUAACAUGGAUGUUUCUCUAAUGUGCUGUUGAAAAAAUCCUCUGUGAAAGGAAGCUUCAUCUGAAAAGCUGAUAUUCAUGAGAAAGCAGUACCAUACCUGCUGACAGCACUGUUGAAUUUUGUACGGGUUGGUUUGUCCUGUUUUUAAUACAAAAUGGAGACCCUUUCCCAAGACUCUAUUUUGGAAUGUCAGAUUUGCUUCAACUAUUUCAGCCAUCGGCGCAGACCAAAACUCCUAGACUGCCAGCACACAUGCUGCUCUGUGUGUCUCACUCAGAUGAGGACCAGUCAAAAGCAGAUUAGAUGCCCAUGGUGCCGAGGGGUCACCAAGCUGCCAGCAGGAUUCUCUAUCUCUCAGCUCCCAGAUGACCCAGAUAUUAUCGCUGUCAUUGCCAUCCCACAUGCCUCAGAACACACCCCGGUCUUCAUCAGGCUGCCUAGCAACGGUUGCUACAUGCUGCCCCUCCCCAUAGCCACGGAAAGAGCUCUAUUGCCUGGAGACUUGGGUUGCCACUUGUUGCCAGGCAGCCAGCAAAAGGGAGUCACUGUGGUGACAGUUCCCCAGCAGCAGCCCUUGCAGGACGGGCCAGGCCCUGACAGUGAAGAAGAGGAGGCAGAGAGACAGAGAGGUGUGAAAAGUUCCACUUGGUCCGGGGUCUGCACUGUGAUACUGGUAGCCUGUGUUCUUCUGUUUCUGCUUGGCAUCGUCUUGCAUAACAUGUCCUGCAUCUCAAAGCGGUUUACUGUUAUCUCCUGUGGCUGAGGCUCAGCUUGAAAGAAAGGCUCGAUGUGUGCACACGAUAACCUGGGUGGGGGCUGAAGUGACUGUUGGGACUUCACUGAAAACAGUAGUUUACGCAGCCCAAUGCUAAGCAUUCACAAGCACUGGGCUGCAGAUAUUAGCACAGGAACCCACCCUAAGAAAGUAAAACAGAAUGUGCUUAAGAAGGCAUCAGGAUUUAACUUUCAUUCCAUUCAGGUCUUGCAGUGGUGGAGAACAUUGCAUGCAUCAUUGCAAAACUGCAAUGCCUACAAUGAACAGUAGUGCAAAACAUCAUCACACUCUAAAUGUCGGAAAUAAAAAAAAAAAAAUGUCCUGUGCUUAGUUGGAGAUGCAGUAUACAAUAUCUAGAUGCAGUUUCCCUUGUAAUUGGUGCUGCAGUAUCUAAAUAUUUAGAAUCAGUUUCAAUUAAGGUGUUGUGCUUUAGGGAUAACUAAAUGCUGAUUAAUGUGAAUUUUCUUCCCAUUCCUUGACAAAAAAAAAGUUAGUAUUGAUGUUGCUAAAGCUUACAUUGUUACAUGUACUGCAUUACAGUAUACAUUGGUAGAAUGUCAUUUAUAAACAAGGGAACACAAUAGUAUAUCAAUACCAGCAUUUUAGGUGCAAGCACAGAUCUUUACUUAAAAACAAUGCAACCUUGUAACCAAUGUUCCGUUUUUGGUGCAAUAAGAUUUUUACUUGGCAUUGUUUUCUCUCUAUGUCUGUCAGAUUGGAUUCUAGAGAAACGUGUGUUCAUAGAAUAAAAAGCGAGUGCAAAGAAAGAUGCUUUGCUUUAAUGCUGUGAUCCUGCCUGACUGCAUGCAGAUCAUCUGUGCAUUAAUGCACUGUCGUUAUUAGCAUCUUCAGGAAGUCAAGGCAUGACCGCUUUUGAUUCAGGAAACAACAUUGUUGAACCCAUUUCCUCUUUAUGUUGAGCAGUUUCGGAUUUGGGUGGCUUUAUUUAGGACGAGGAACUGUCUUUUAUUACUUGUACAUUUUAGCUGUGGGAAAGAUAAAGAACAUACAAGUCACAGUAAGACUGGUGUAGUAGUGUUUCAACCUCAACUGCCAGCUGUUUUAUGUGUUUUGUCAUUUGUGUUGUGCCAAAUUUCUCGAGCAGUUAUACAAUAUAAUUCCUGCAUAACUUCAAAAUUCUCAAUCAAAUUAUAAGGUAAAUCUUAAAAAAAUUGAAUCAAUAUACUGAUUUUCUUAUAUGUGGUCUUUUCAUUAUAUCAGUUAGGAAGGUGUGGCCAACCCCUUCCUAAUUAAUAUAUAAAAAUAACGCAUGCAGUUUUAAUCACUUGAAGUCACUUGCCAAACAUUGGUCUACUUGAAUUAGUUUGACCUUAUACGGUGUAAAAGCAAUGGAAUCUAUGAAAAAACAACAAAAAGGGUUUAUUUAACUUGUAAUCAAAACAGAAGAUUGUAUGUAUUAUUAAUUUCAAUCUCCUGAGAUAUUUAUCAAAUAACAAUGAGCUUCCUCGGACAAAGCUCCCAGGGGUACAGUGCAUGAUAGAAGUAAUUUGUGUUUUGAAAACGGUAAGGGUAGGUCUUAACAAGUGAUAUUCAUCUAUAACUAUGUAUCUCAGUGGUUAGAGAGUAGUAGUAUUGUCAUUUUACAAGAAAUGCUGUUGUGUGAUAGGAGUAUGUGGGUUUAUAGAAAUUAAGUAGAUUCCUGACGUAAUUUAUAAAAUGCUGGGAAGUUUUUAAAUUAAUCCCCUGAUCCACUGGUAGCAAAGCCAUUUGCACAGAUUUGAUUGCUUGUUUAUAGUGAUUCGAAGCAAUACCAGUACUUCGCUGCCUGGUUUGAAAAUGAUUCAUGAUUAUUGAUGAUCCAUGAUGAUUAUGCCAAGGCUGGUUGGUAGUGGAACAAUGUAGCUCUGGAAUACAGUCACCGUUGACGGCAGCCCAGUUCAAUAUGUUGCUUUAAGUGGAAUAUGAAUUCGAAAGUGACCAGCUACAAACAGAGCAAUGUAUGUAAUUCUUUUAUUUCAAAUGAAACUCAUAUGUGAAGUCUUUUGUUUCAGAAAAUAAUGCAAUUUUUUGUUUGGUUGGUACUGUAAAAUGCAUUAUUAAACUGCCCUCCAGAUUCACCAUUUCCCCUUUCAAUGCCAUGCAGGUUAACAUCUUGUUCCAGUAGUCAAGAUUCAUGUUUUUUUUUUCAGAUUUGGGUCAGUAAUGAUAAUUAUGUGACAUUUUGAUCCAAAAAUAUGGUCUACCCAAAUGAUCUUCAAAAAGGAUAUUUUUUCAUUUAAUAGACAAUUUGAUGCAACUCUUGGUUUUUAGUUAUUUUACCCCUUGAAUUAGUUUUUUCUUUCAAUGUAAUGUGGUAUGAAUUAUACCAAUUAUACUGUUUUCCUGCCAAUUCAAAAUGUUACUCAAAUAUGUGUUAAUAUUUUUAAAGCGGAGUCAAAUAUUUCUCCCUGCACUAAUACUCGAUUCUUAGAAGUCAAAUUGGUUUGCAGUAAUGUACGUGCUGACUAAAAUAUAAACUUCUGGAAGCUUAUCUUAUUCUCAAAUGAAUCCAGGCUCUGCCAGCCUUGUAGACAUUUGACUUAACUGGUCUUGUGUGAAAUGGCAGUAAAUCAUAAACUGCUCAAUGCCUUAAAGUGAUAUGAGCAUUUUGGUCACUAUACGUACGGGGGGGGG
Messenger RNA from Acipenser ruthenus (sterlet), 3766 nucleotides. Its product is annotated as E3 ubiquitin-protein ligase RNF152-like. The record is from RefSeq and is a predicted model, not a curated record. The transcript is spliced from 3 exons. NCBI's taxonomy places the organism in Eukaryota, Metazoa, Chordata, Actinopteri, Acipenseriformes, Acipenseridae. Bases 512 to 1120 code for a protein of 202 amino acids. Gene Ontology annotation, molecular function: ubiquitin protein ligase activity.